This is a messenger RNA of Ostertagia ostertagi, 384 nucleotides long. The record is from the annotation of a GenBank genome assembly. Lineage: Eukaryota; Metazoa; Nematoda; Chromadorea; Rhabditida; Trichostrongylidae.
AUGCGGAAGGCGUGCCAGCUUGGCUUGUGCGUUCUGGUUGGAGAUGGCGUUCACGAUCUCCAACCGAGCACUACAAAUAAAACGGGCCAACUCUACAUAAUACGUGGAGUGAUGCCUAACUCCGUGGAUUUCCGAUUACUAUAUGCCAUAUGUGCAAGAAGCAUGGGAGGAUCGGAGCGACUGAGAAUUCUGCUGGACUAUGAGAAGGCCGCCAUUACUGCGGCUAAGAGGUGCUUCCCAAGCGCAUCGGUGCAGGGUUGCGCUUUCCAUCUGGCCCAGGCCUGGAAUAGGAAAAGAGAUGCGCUUGGGUUACACAUCAGGCUUAAAGGACGCUACGGUGAGUUGAUGGAACAAAUGGAACGUCAAGGAGCUGUGCACCACUAA